Parascedosporium putredinis is the source of this 2361-nucleotide messenger RNA. Lineage: Eukaryota; Fungi; Ascomycota; Sordariomycetes; Microascales; Microascaceae. The record is from the annotation of a GenBank genome assembly.
AUGCAGGCCCUAAAGCUCGCCCUCGUGGUCCUUGCGGCCGCCACGGGCCAUGUUGAAGCCGCAUUCUCGUGGAAGAAUGUUCGAAUCGGAGGAGGUGGUGGCUUCGUCCCCGGCAUCUCGUUCCAUCCCAAGACUAGUGGGGUAGCCUAUGCCAGGACAGAUAUCGGCGGCCUGUACAGGCUCAAUGCUGCCGACGACUCGUGGAUCCCCAUCACGGACUCUCUUGCCACCAACGACAAGUGGUCUUACUGGGGAAUCGACGCCAUGGCCCUUGAUCCUCAGGAUGAUAAGAAGAUCUACGCCGUUGCCGGCAUGUACACGAAUAGCUGGGACCCCAACAAUGGUGCCGUCGGUGGCAACAUGCCCGGUCGUGGCAUGGGCGAGCGUCUCGCCGUUGACCCCAACGACUCCAAGGUCAUCUACUUUGGAGCGCGCAGCGGCAAGGGUCUCUACCGCAGCACUGAUUCAGGUGCCACCUUCUCCAAGGUCUCCACCUUUACCGCCACCGGCAAAUACGCUCCCGACCCGUCGGACCCCAACGGGUACAACAAUGAUCCUCAGGGUCUGGCCUUCAUCACCUUUGAUGACACCUCCGGCACCGCUUCCAACGGACGCACCAAGAGAAUCUUUGUCGGUACUGCCGAUAACACCACCGCUUCCGUCUACGUUUCCAACGACGCUGGCGAGAGCUGGAGCGCCGUCGCCGGCCAGCCCGGAACCUACUUCCCUCACAAGUGCAAGCUUCAGCCUCAGGAGAAGGCCCUUUACCUCACCUACAGCGACGGUACCGGCCCCUACGACGGUACCAAGGGCUCCAUUUGGAGGUACGACCUCACCACCAGCACCUGGAAGGACAUCACCCCUGCUAGCGGUGACGAUCUCUACUUCGGCUUCGGUGGUCUUGCCCUUGACAUGAAGAAGCCCGGAACCAUCAUGGCCGUUACCCUCAACUCCUGGUACCCCGAUGCCCAGAUUUUCAGAUCCACCGACUCCGGUACCACCUGGUCCAAGAUCUGGGAGUGGACCUCGUGGCCCAGCAUGAACCAGUACUACUCCAUCAAGACCCCCAAGGCCCCCUGGAUCUACGAGAACUUCCUCGCCACGGACAGCAAGCGCCUCGGGUGGAUGAUCGAGGCCCUGGAGAUUAACCCUCACGACAGCGACCACUGGCUCUGGGGCACAGGUCUCACCGUCUUUGGCGGCCACGACCUCACCAAGUGGGACACUGCCACCCGCAACGUCAGCAUCGAGUCCCUCGCCAACGGUAUUGAGGAGUACGCCGUCCUCGAGGUUUCGUCCGUUCCCGGCGGCACUGAGCUCCUUGCCGGUGUUGGUGACGACAGCGGUUUCACUUUCAAGACCAAGGCCGAUCUCGACACCUCGCCCAAGACUGCUUGGAACAACCCCAUGUUCACUAGCUCUACUGGUGUUGACUAUGCCGGUAACAGCGUCAAGAGCGUUGUCCGCGUUGGCAACACGGCGGGCAGCCCCCAAGUUGCCCUCUCCAACGAUGGUGGCGCUACCUGGAACCUCAACUACGCUGCCAGCAACUCCCAGUAUGGUGGCCGCGUCGCCUACUCCGCCGGCGCCGACACCAUCAUCUGGUCCAGCGACUCCUCUGGCGUCCUCAGGUCCCAGCACCAGGGAUCUUUCGUCGCUGUCUCUUCCGUCCCCUCCGGUGCCGCGAUCGCUUCCGACAAGCGCGACAACAACUACUUCUAUGCCGGUACCACUCGUCUCCUCGUUUCCAAGGACAUUGGCGCCACCUUCGCUGCUGGCGGUGCUCUCGGCUCCGCCACUUCCAUUCGUGACAUCGUCGUUCACCCCACCGUUGCCGGUACUCUCUGGGUUUCUACCGAUGUUGGUAUCUUCUACUCGACCAACUUUGGUGCCUCUCUCUCUCUCUCUCGUCCGCGCCUGGUCCUCUACGCCUUUGGCCACGGUCCCGCCGGCGCCCGCCUGUACGCUAGCGCCAACAACGGCGGCUCUUGGGAGGAUAUCCAGGGCUCCGCUCAGGGCUUCGGCGCCAUCGAUAUCUGCCGCAUUGCCGGCAGCGCAAACGAGGCCGGCCUCAUCUACGUCGGAACCAACGGCCGCGUUGAUCUUUCUCCGCAGCACGGGUUUGGGGGCCUCGUCGACGCCGACGAACCGCCUUACGAGGAUGUUGUACAGGCCGCCGAAAGCCAGGGCGAUGGCGGUGGAGGUGAAGAUGAUGACGUUGUAGGGCAUGCUGAAAUCCGGCGUGGGCAGGUUGAGCAGGAGCGAGGUGGUGCGCAGGUUCAGCGUGCGCGGGGAAGUGGUAGUAAGGAUGGCGGCGGCUACGUCGAAGCCGCGGUUGGCGUCGGGGGAUACUCGGUGUAA